AUGUCCUGCUGCCAGCCCUGCGACCCUUGCUGCCAGCCCUGCGGCCCCUGCCCACUGGCCAGCAGCUGCAAUGAGUGCUGUGUCAGGCAGUGCCAGAGCUCCCACGUUGUCAUUGAGCCGCCUGCUGUGCUGGUGACCCUGCCCGGCCCCAUCCUCAGCUCCUCCCCACAGAACACCGCCGUGGGAUCUUCCACCUCUGCUGCUGUUGGCAACAUCCUCAGCUGUGGCGGAGUGCCCAUCAGCUCUGGGGGCUUUGACAUCUCCUGCAUCACCAACUGCUAUGGUGGCAGCAGAUGCCGUCCCUGCUAAAUCUGCUGGCUAUGUCUUCCUGCAGGAACGUCCAGGACUUCAAAGCCUGGUUUUGGGCAGGAGAUAGAGCUUCAGAACGUUGUAUUUAGAGCUUUCGAACACCGCUUCCUUGUUUCACUCACCUCUUCUUUUCUGUCCCUCUCUCCCCAAGGCUAAUAUGGCCUUGUUGUCCUCCCUUCCUCUGCAGAGCAGUGCAAAGAAAAGCACAUGGGAGCUCCAUCUUACUGGCUGCUCCUGGUUCUCUCUGUCAGCCAUCACCUUUUCUCCUUUAAACUUAUUAAAAGCG
Molecule: messenger RNA, 595 nt
Organism: Taeniopygia guttata (zebra finch)
Lineage: Eukaryota; Metazoa; Chordata; Aves; Passeriformes; Estrildidae
Source: RefSeq, a predicted model, not a curated record